This is a messenger RNA of Mercurialis annua (annual mercury), 1819 nucleotides long. Its product is annotated as protochlorophyllide-dependent translocon component 52, chloroplastic-like. Lineage: Eukaryota; Viridiplantae; Streptophyta; Magnoliopsida; Malpighiales; Euphorbiaceae. The transcript has 7 exons. The coding region runs from base 68 to 1678 and encodes 536 amino acids. The record is from RefSeq and is a predicted model, not a curated record. Gene Ontology annotation, molecular function: chlorophyllide a oxygenase activity; 2 iron, 2 sulfur cluster binding.
CCACAAGAAAACUUAUCCUCUCAAAGUAUAAAUACAAAAACUGAAAUGGCUUUCACAUACACAACAAAUGGAAGCUCUCAAAGCUUUUUGUUUCCGAAUCACAACACCAACCACACUCCACACUACCCAAAUCUUUCAUCUUCAGUCAUCUUCCAAACCCACCCAUUGGAUUCACAAAAACACACUAACAUCCAAGCUUUUCAGCACUUUAUCAUCCUCACCAUCGGCAGUUUCAGAAAACCCCACGAACCCGAAUCUUGAAACUGAAAAUGAGGAGGAGAAAUAUGACUGGUUUGGUCAGUGGUAUCCGAUAAUGCCAGUAUGUGACUUGGACAAAAGAGUGCCGCAUGCAAAGACGGUGAUGGGUGUUGAUGUGGUUGUGUGGUGGGAUAAGAAUGAGAGUUCAUGGAAUGUGUUUGAUGAUGCUUGUCCUCAUAGAUUGGCACCCUUGUCUGAAGGCAGGAUUGAUCAGUGGGGAAGGCUGCAGUGUGUGUAUCAUGGUUGGUGUUUUAAUGGCUCCGGAGACUGCAAAUUCAUACCUCAGGCACCACCUGAUGGACCUCCGGUGCACACAUUCAAGAAAGCAUGUGUUGCUUCCUAUCCAUGUGUUGUGCAGAAUGAGAUAGUGUGGUUUUGGCCGAAUUCGAGUGCUGAGUACAAAGAUAUCCUUUCAAGGGAGAAGCCUCCAUAUAUUUCGGAACUGGACGAUCCGUCGUAUACAAAGUCAAUGUCAUGUAGAGAGUUUCCUUAUGGGUAUGAAAUCUUGAUUGAAAAUCUAGUUGACCCGGCUCAUGUCCCAUAUGCACAUUAUAAACUUCUGCCAAAUCCACCUUCCAAGAACAGUGUUAGGCUUGAUAGAGAAGGAGGAUCGCCACUCGACUUGAACAUAGAAAAGUUUGACAAAAACGGCUUUUUUUCUACUCGAUUUGGCGGUGAAAGUAAAUUUAUAGCACCUUGUACAUAUUAUUCAGCAUUUAGUCUACCUCCUCCUGCAAAGGCAGGUAAUGCAGCAGUGUCCUCCGGUGGCAACAAUAAGGAGCCAUUGUCAAAUGUACCAAGACGUCGAGGCGUUCUACUAUUUUUCUGUGUUCCGGUUGGCCCGGGUAAAAGCAGAUUGAUAUAUGCAUUCCCAAGAAAUUUUGGAGUCUCGAUUGGCAGAAUUAUUCCGAGAUGGGUGUCUCAUUUGAUGGAAAAUCUGGUUCUUGAUUCAGAUUUAUAUCUUCUUCACUUAGAGGAGCGAAAGAUCAUGGAUGUUGGUGCAUUGAAUUGGCAAAAGGCUUGUUUUGUGCCAACAAAAUCAGAUGCUCAAGUAAUUGCUUUCAGGAAGUGGUUAAGAAGGUAUUCAGAUGGUCAAAUUAACUGGGGAGUGAAGUUCAGUGAAGCAGUUCCACCAUCUCCGCCCAAAGAACAACUAAUGGACAGGUACAGGUCACAUGUCGUAAACUGCAGCAGUUGCAGCGUCGCAUACAAACGUCUCAAUGCGCUGGAGGUCGGUUUGCAGGUUCUAUCCAUAGUUAUAAUCGGCAUUGUUGCCGCCAGCAAACAGAGUUUAACAUCUGCAGUUGCAAGAACAGGGCUUGUCUUAAUGGCAGUGAUAUGCUUUGCAGCUUCAAAAUGGUUAGGGCACUUCAUAUAUAAAAGUUUCCAUUUUCAUGACUACAAUCAUGCCCUUCUAUGAUAAUGUUUUUCACAGAGUGUUCGCAACAGGGAGCUUCUUAUAUCAUUAUAAGAUUCUAAAUAGAUUUCUGUAAAUGUAUGUGAUUACUUGUUCAUCAAGGAAAAGAAUAUUAAUAUAAGCUAUUCAAGUGUAUUAUUUGUC